GCCACUCUUCAGGUCUUCGUAGUCUUCUUUCGAAUCAUGGCGCAAUUCCACUUCAUUUUAUUCUUCAACCUGUAUCUUUCUCUCUCAUUACUUUCCUGAAAAUUUCUUUCCUUCCCACAAUCUUCGCCAACAAGUUAGCCUUAAGAUUCCAAAAGAAAUCAUCCUUGAUUAGCUGUUACCAUUUGGCAAUAUUUUUCUCCACAAGUACCUAUAGUGGACGGUCCACUGGGGUACUGCCUCCAAUGAAAUAUCUUAGAUUCUGUGCAGACUGAGAUACUGUGUGUGUCUCCAGAUGGCAAGAAUCUGUACUCUUUUUUGUCAUUGUUUUUUUGGCGGGCUCUCAAUAUUUGCCGAGAAAUGAUUGAACAUUUUUUUUCUUGGUUGUGAGGAUGGCUAGACAGGUUUUCUUUACCCUCAAAAGCCGCUUUAGCUUUGUAGAUGAGAGGUUUUUGAACGAGCUUUUGCACAGAACGAUGUUUAGGUAUGGCCAUUUUCUGUGGGUUUGGCUAUGCAACUUCAUGCUCAAUAUCUUCUGGUUGAUGGUUAAAUACAUGCACAGGGUUAACGCUGAUGAGGCGCAAGAGAAUGUUUCAAAAUUUAAUGUCAAUCAUUCUCAAGAAGAUGGUGAAGUGAUUUCAAAGACUUCCAUGGGUUUUGACUCCGAUUUUACUACUCAAAAUGAGAGUUCAAACCUCACCUUCAGCUUAAGAAGUCAGAAAUCUGCAGAUUCCAAAGAACAGACUGCAGAAACAGAGGACUCUGCUUUUCUGCAGAGUGGCUUUAGAUCAAGCACUCGAAAGUAUCAGUUCAUGGCGGCCGGGAAUCUGAGAGAAUUCAUGGAAGAGCCGGAAAUAAGGAGCUUUACCAUUCAAGAAAUGUUUGUGGGUUCAGAUGACGGUUUGAUUCAGAAUAGUGAUGGUAGAGUUAUUCAAGAUGAAGAUGAGAUGAAAAGCAGCUCUGAAGUUCAAGAUUUGGAUAGGUGUUCUAAUGCUUCUUCAAAUGGUGAUGGUCUUCUGAUUGACUUGAGAUACGACAAAAGAGAUGAUAUUGAAGAAUCUACUACGAAAGAAGAGACUCCUGAGGAAGAAAUAGCAGAUCAUUUACUCGAAACUCCGUUCAGUGAAGAGAUUCUGGAGAGUAAACAACGUGAAAGUUCAGCUCAAAACAAAGUCUCCACCUACGAAGAGUUGGACGAUGAGAUUUCCUAUGAAGUCCAUUUGCUUCAAAGGGAUGAUUCGUCAGAUUGUUUUUCAGAGCCAGAGUUAGAGAACUCUUUUGAUGAAUCACUUGCUGGUAAUCAUGAAGUUCAGUCAAGACUAACAGAACUACCUUCUUCUGAUGCAAAGGAUUCUGAAAUCUUUGCAUCUACCAGUCCCAUGAUUAGUAAUACUGACAGAAAUCCAGAAAUAAGUGAAAGAUGCUCAAGUGGGAAAGAGGUCAUAAAUGGUAACUUAUGCACUGUUGGGGAAGCAGAUGACGACAUUGAGGAUGAUUACAUAGAAUUGGAGCCUCGUUCAAAGGAUGCAAAUAAGGCUGAUGAAACUAUUUUGUCCCGGAAAGAUGAAAGCUUGUUUGAACUUGCACAUGCUGGAGGUAAGGAAACACAAUUGAUGGAUGACCGUCCACAAAAUUUCCAAGAAGAGAGCUUGGGAAAGGAAUCAUGGGAAUCAAACUCUGAUGAUGAAGAUGAGUUUGAUAUCCUAUUGGAACACCAGCAACUAGUUAAACAAAUGAAAAUGGAAAGAAAGAAUUCGAUGGCUAGAGGGCUUCCUACUAUUUCAGAAAAUGAAGAUUGCGAGACUCCAAAGGUUUUAGAUUAUCUGAAACCACUAAAAAUUGAUGAAAAGUUCGAGUACAAAGAUCUCAUGGAAGAAAUCCAGAAAUUCUACAAGAGUUAUGCAGAAAAAACGCGAAAAUUGGACAUCUUGAAUUAUCAGACCUUGCAUGCAAUCAGUUUCCUUCAGCACAAGGAUUCUCAACUUUUUAUCCCAAGUAAAAGAUCUUUACUUUCAUCCAUCAAGCCCUUUUCUUUACCGAGCAUUUCGAUGUCAAAACAACGUAGGAUCUAUGCUGAUCCCACCCUUAAAUCCAUCACUGAAAUGCAUAGAGACCUUGAGUUGGUCUAUGUUGGACACAUUUGCCUUUCAUGGGAGAUUUUGCAGUGGCAAUAUGGAAAAGUAAAGGAGUUGCUAGAAUAUGAUUCUCAAGGUAAUCACUCCUAUAAUCAAGUGGCAGGAGAAUACCAACAGUUUCAAGUGCUUGUGCAAAGAUUUUUGGAGGAUGAGCGAUUUAAUGGACCUAGAAUUCAACACUUUGUUAAAAGCAGAUGCGCCUGCCGUGGUCUUCUUCAAGUUCCAAUCAUCAAAGAUGAUUGUUUCAAGGACAAGAAGGAAACUACAGGAGAUGAAAUAGAUGCAAUAUCAAUUUCCAUGUUGGCACAAACCCUGAAGGAAUCGAUGCACAUCUUCUGGGAAUUUCUUCGUGCUGAUAAGGAGGAAGCUGAUGGAAUACUGAAGAGUGUUCAAGGAAGUCUAGCUGAUCCUAGGGCUGCUGUCGAUUCUGAGCUUCUUACGAACGUUAGGACUCGUCUUGAGAAGAAGGAGAGAAAGCUCAAAGACAUACAGAGAAGUGUAAAUUGCAUAGUGAAGAGGUUCCAAAAACAGCAGGCAGGCCAAACAAGUAAUGCAUUGCUGAUCUCUCAGGUAGAACUGAAAUUGGUAUCGAGAGUAUUAAGCUUACCAAGAUUGACAACUGAUCAUCUGAUCUGGUGCCAGAAGAAACUAGAUAACAUCAAUAUUGUUAACAGGAAGAUUUGCGUUGAGCCGGCUUUCCUACUCUUUCCAUGCUAAAAUUCCAGCUUCUUUUCGAAACUAGUACGUAUCUUCACUUUGUAAAGAUUAGAGUCACAGUGUAGGAAUUGCCCUCUUUACUUCAGUUUUGGAAGGGGUAAAGUAAGAGGUGGAGAAUAGAUUGCUGGCGGACUUGUGUAAUCUGCCAGCCUAAACUUGAGGUUAGGACAUUAAUUAUUCUCUAUUCUGGUGAUUACACGAGCUAAUAAGUACGUACAAUGAAUUAUUCCCUUACCAUGUAGAGUGAACCAGAUUUCUCCUCCAAAUAAACACGAAGUUUCAACAA
Coffea arabica (coffee) is the source of this 3135-nucleotide messenger RNA. RefSeq lists its product as uncharacterized. NCBI's taxonomy places the organism in Eukaryota, Viridiplantae, Streptophyta, Magnoliopsida, Gentianales, Rubiaceae. The record is from RefSeq and is a predicted model, not a curated record.